CGCCCCACGCUCCCAGGUGCGCACGGCCUGCCACCCCCUGGCCCCCCGCUCCCCGGUGUCCCGGGCCCCAGACGACCUGGGACGCGUACCCAGCGGCACAACACCAGGGGCCCUCUUGGGGUUGUGUCGCCUUCCCACGGACUCGCGUGCCUCCGUCCGCCCCUCCCGCUGCCCACGGGGACUCAGGAAUCGCGCGGCGAGUGGAUGCGGACGCGAUGGACAGCGGCGCACUGCUGCGUCCCGCGCCCCCGGUGCCUGCGGCCCCAGCUCGGCGGCGACCCACAUCCCCACAACUGCUGCGCUGCAGCCGGCGGCGACGGCCGGGCGCCACGGAGACCGGGAGCGGCGCGGCGGCCGUGGCGCGGCGCAAUGAGCGCGAGCGCAACCGCGUGAAGCUGGUGAACUUGGGCUUCCAGGCGCUGCGGCAGCACGUGCCGCACGGCGGCGCCAGCAAGAAGCUGAGUAAGGUGGAGACGUUGCGCUCAGCCGUGGAGUACAUCCGCGCGUUGCAACGCCUGCUGGCCGAGCACGAUGCGGUGCGCGCCGCGCUGGCCGAGGGGCUGUUGGCACCAGCAGCCGCGCGGCCCCCCGCGUCCUGCGGGCCUCCAGGGACCCCCGCUGCCGCCGCGGUCGCCGCCUCCUCGCCUUCCUGUGCCUCGUCGUCCCCGGGCCGCGGGGGCAGCUCAGAGCCCGGCUCGCCGCGCUCCACCUACUCCUUGGACGAUAGCGGCUGCGAGGACGCGCUUAGCCCAGUGGAGCGCGAGCUGCUCGACUUCUCCAGCUGGUUAGGGGGCUACUGAGCGCCCUGUCCCCGAGCAGCCGCAGCCCUGGACGCCGAGGGGCCAGCGCGCCCAUCACCUGACAGCAAGGUGGGCGGCCGCGCCUUGGGCCCACCAUCCUGGCGGGCGAAGCCACCACCGAGCCCGGACUCCGCCGACGGCCCUCCGAGGGUCCCCCGCGCCGUCCAGCCUGACCGAGUGCCCGUGGGGAGAUGGCCCCCAGCCUGAACCUGCCCCGCUGGCGGCGGCUUCCUCAGACCCAGACCCCCGCCCCCCCAGCGGUCCUCCACUGGGACGGGGCCGGGCACCAACACGGAGAGGUUUGAAGGGGAGAAGAUUUUCUAAGGACACAGAACAUCGAUCUUUUACCUAUUAAUUUGAACUGCCAAGGGAUACCGGCAAUAUGAAGACUUAUUUUUGUAUAAAAAAUCCUUAGACUCUGAACACAAUAAAGAUUGUCUACCCUAGCCCCACCCCACUACUGGAAUUUUCCAACCCGCCGCAGAUCUGGACACCGCAGGGGCAGGGUCCCCGGUGGGCGUGCCCUUGCAGCGCUGGGUCCCGCUCCCAGCUGGGAACCCACCUUGUUGGAAAACCUGAUUGAGGGCAGGUGGACUUUACAAAUAAAUCAGUGCUGUGUA
Molecule: messenger RNA, 1420 nt
Organism: Hyaena hyaena (striped hyena)
Lineage: Eukaryota; Metazoa; Chordata; Mammalia; Carnivora; Hyaenidae
Gene: ASCL2
Product: achaete-scute family bHLH transcription factor 2
Exons: 2
Coding region: 216-800 (194 amino acids)
Molecular function (GO): protein dimerization activity
Source: RefSeq, a predicted model, not a curated record